AUGAACUUCAUCAACCGUUGGCUCUUUUCAACGAACCAUAAAGAUAUUGGUACACUCUACCUUAUCUUCGGUGCAUUCUCUGGAGUCCUAGGGUCUAUGUUCUCUCUUCUCUUACGUAUGGAAUUGGCACAGCCUGGAAACCAGAUUCUGGCAGGAAAUCACCAAUUGUAUAAUGUCAUCGUGACGGCGCACGCGUUUCUCAUGAUCUUUUUCAUGGUUAUGCCAGCCUUAAUCGGUGGCUUUGGAAACUGGUUUGUCCCAAUCAUGAUCGGUGCGCCGGAUAUGGCCUUUCCACGUUUAAAUAAUAUUAGUUUCUGGCUCUUACCACCUUCUCUUCUUUUACUCUUAAGUAGUGCUCUCGUCGAAGUUGGUGCGGGAACAGGAUGGACGGUUUACCCUCCUCUAAGUCAUAUUACGAGCCACUCUGGUGGUGCAGUUGAUUUAGCUAUUUUCAGUUUACAUUUAUCUGGAGCGAGCAGUAUUUUAGGGGCGAUUAACUUUAUUACCACUAUCUUUAACAUGCGUGGGCCUGGUCUGGGCUUCCAUCGCUUACCUUUAUUUGUGUGGUCUGUUCUGAUUACGGCCUUCUUACUUCUUCUCUCUUUACCGGUUUUAGCGGGAGCGAUUACGAUGCUGUUAACGGAUCGUAACUUCAAUACCUCGUUCUUUGAUCCGGCGGGCGGAGGUGACCCUAUUUUGUUCCAGCACCUUUUUUGGUUUUUUGGACACCCGGAAGUGUAUAUCUUGAUUCUUCCAGGUUUUGGUAUUGUGAGCCAUAUUAUUAGUACAUUCUCAAGAAAACCCAUUUUUGGUUACUUAGGUAUGGUUUAUGCAAUGCUAAGUAUUGGUGUUUUAGGCUUCAUUGUCUGGGCGCACCAUAUGUAUGUUAUUGGUUUAGAUGUGGAUACUCGUGCUUAUUUCACCGCGGCCACGAUGAUUAUUGCGGUUCCUACCGGAAUUAAGAUCUUUAGUUGGAUUGCGACGGCUUGGGGUGGUUCCAUCACCUUCCGUACGCCGAUGCUUUUUGCAUUAGGUUUUAUCUUUUUAUUUACGGUUGGUGGUCUGACCGGUGUUAUUCUGGCCAAUGCUGGGAUUGAUAUUGCAUUACAUGACACUUAUUACGUGGUUGCGCAUUUUCAUUAUGUGCUCUCUAUGGGUGCGGUCUUUGCUCUUUUUGCGGGUUUUUACUACUGGAUUGGUAAAAUUUCUGGUUACCAGUACCCAGAAGUUCUUGGCCAAAUUCAUUUUUGGUUAUUUUUUAUUGGGGUCAAUAUCACUUUUUUCCCUAUGCAUUUUCUAGGACUCGCUGGUAUGCCUCGACGUAUCCCAGAUUAUCCUGACGCGUUUGCAGGGUGGAAUUUGAUCUGUAGUUAUGGUUCUUAUUUAUCAAUUUUAGCCAGCCUCUUCUUUUUCUAUGUUGUUUACGCAACAUUAACACAAGGUGAAAAGUGUGGUAUUAACCCAUGGGCAGUGGAAGGUGAAUCAACAACGUCAACUUUAGAGUGGACGGUGGCGUCUCCUCCGGCUUUCCAUACUUUUGAAGAAAUUCCGGCGAUUAAGGAGCCUUCUUCACACCCUGUUUUACGUUAA
This is a messenger RNA of Bathycoccus prasinos, 1590 nucleotides long. NCBI's taxonomy places the organism in Eukaryota, Viridiplantae, Chlorophyta, Mamiellophyceae, Mamiellales, Bathycoccaceae. The record is from the annotation of a RefSeq genome assembly.